AUGCGAGGAGCGCAUUUGAAAUCAUUCUCCCAGUCAGGAAAGAGCAUACACAAGUUUCUUCAGCCACUUUCAGUGGUCCACAAGGCCAAAGAGAUGCAGCUCCUGACCGCUAAUGAUGAUCUCGCUCAACUGACAGGUGGGAGACCCCUCGAUGACAUUUCCAACAUGCCAUCAGACGAUCGCCGCGCUGUACUCUAUGAUAUGCUUGGCGAUUGGGAAGAUGCUGUUGCGGUCGAAAUGCUAGUGCGCGACCUCACGAUCAAGGUGGAAAGGCAGGACUGUCAAUGCGGGCAAUUGAUGGAAUACAUCCAGCGCCUCUCUUAUUUUGCCAAGAUGCCACAACUUCAAAAGAUUACAAUUGAAUGGUAUACGCCACCGAAAGAUGUGGACGACGGUUUGCCUUAUGACUGGAGUACGCUAUCCAGUAGUAACAGUAGUAAAGGAACCAGCUUACACAGCGUCACGGACGAUGAUGGAACUUACGAGAACGAAGGUUAUAAUGAGACUUUGAGAUGGGAGACUUCGGACGAUGAUAUCUGGAGCCUGGAUGGAGAUCUCGGUGAGACACGUCUGGAUUUCAUCGCUCUCAAUAAUGGCCAAAUGGUUGGCAAACACCCAGCCACAAUUCCCAGAGUUGCCUCUAUAACCGUCCAUUUCGCAACAUCUCUAUAUACGAAUCUUACACUGUUUCAUAGAGAAAGUCUUGAUACGCCUAAGCUCGUCAAAGCUUGGAUCGCAGCUUUGGUUUUCCACGGCAACCGCGCAUUCCAUAGGCUCAUAAUGGGUACUACUAGAGCCAAGGUCCAAUCGCUGAGGGCCAAAACGAUGCUAAGAACUAUACCAGCGAUGGUAGUAGCCAACGGGAGAGCACUGGAAAAUGCUGGUCAAGAAAAACACAAUCGAUGUAGCCCAGACGCAGACAAGGCAGAUGGUCAGAGUUAUUUUAAGGAAGGGUCUAUUGACGGUCGCCCCUUUUGA
Molecule: messenger RNA, 978 nt
Organism: Fusarium redolens
Lineage: Eukaryota; Fungi; Ascomycota; Sordariomycetes; Hypocreales; Nectriaceae
Exons: 7
Coding region: 1-978 (325 amino acids)
Source: RefSeq, a predicted model, not a curated record